GUCCGCGGGGUGGGGGACGAAGGCCCCGGCAACGCACCGGGGCGACCUCUACGUCGCUCCCCACCUGGCUCAUCGGGUCUGCAGGCCAAGGCCGCCGCCUCCCAGGGCACCAGAUGGCCUCGGAAAGCCUGGAGAGGGAGCUGGCGGCGGUGCUGGGGGGUCAGGGGCUGUGCGUGCAGAGCUGUGACUCGGAGCCGGCUGGGGAGCUGCCGGCACCGGUGAGGCUGCGGAGGAACGUCUGCUACGUGGUGCUGGCCGUGUUCCUCAACGAGCAGGACGAGGUGCUACUGAUCCAGGAGGCCAAGAAAGAGUGCCAUGGGUCGUGGUACUUGCCCGCGGGGAGAAUGGAGCCUGGGGAGACCAUCGUGGAGGCGUUGCAGCGGGAGGUGAAGGAAGAGGCUGGGCUGCACUGUGAGCCUCUGACACUGCUGUCUGUGGAGGAGCGGGGCCCCUCCUGGAUCCGCUUCGUGUUCCUUGCUCACCCCACAGGUGGAGUUCUCAAGACUUCCAAGGAGGCAGAUGCAGAGUCCCUGCAGGCUGGCUGGUACCCGCGAACCUCCUUGCCCACUCCUCUGCGAGCCCAUGAUAUCCUGCACCUGGUUGAGCUGGCUGCCCGGUACCGCCAGCAGGCCAGGCACCCUCUCAUUCUGCCUCAAGAGCUUCCCUGCAGUCUUGUCUGUCAGCGGCUGGUGGCCACUUUUACCAGUGUCCAGACGGUGUGGGUGUUGGUGAGCACAAUGGGGGUGCCUCACUUGCCCAUCACUGCUUGUGGUUUCACCCCCAUGGAGCAGAGGGGUGGCAUCAAGAUGGCCAUCUUGCGACUGCUACAGGAGUGUCUGACUCUGCACCACUUGGCAGUGGAGACGAAGGGGUUGCUUGGACUACAGCACCUGGGUAAAGACCAUACAGAUGGCAUCUGCCUCAAUGUGCUGGUAACAGUGACUUUUCGGAAUGCAGGUAUCCAAAAUGAGCCCCCAAAGGUUUGGAGUGAGAACUUCUUUUGGUGGAAGGUGGAAGAAGACCUGCAAAGCCAGCUCUUACAGAGGCUUCAGGAAUCAUCUGUUGUCCCAGUGAAUAGAUAGAAAGGUGCCACGAGUGGACAAGGAGCUGCCAUCUGUGCUGCUUCCACCAUGGUUUCACCUCCCUCUUAGGGAGGCAGGAGUUUGGCAUCAGGGAUCCUGUUGUAUUGGAAGCAGAACAGUUUUCCUGCUUCUCAGAGGGACUUUUAUCUCUCACCGCAGAGCAGGACACUACAUUGCACCAGAAGGGACAGCGCCUUUAACCAAGCAAGGAGGCCAGAGCUCAAGGACCCAGCUGCCUGGAGGCAAAAUGAGGGCACUGCUCACUAAGGGGGAUGUGAAAACUUUCUGACCCAGAGACAGCAUCUUUUUAUUUUCUGCACCAGAUUCUCAGGCACUAAGAAUAUGGAGGGGGGCGGGUGUCACUACAGAAGAAUGGACCCCUUGCUGAA
Molecule: messenger RNA, 1471 nt
Organism: Molossus molossus (Pallas's mastiff bat)
Lineage: Eukaryota; Metazoa; Chordata; Mammalia; Chiroptera; Molossidae
Gene: NUDT18
Product: nudix hydrolase 18
Exons: 3
Coding region: 114-1082 (322 amino acids)
Molecular function (GO): magnesium ion binding; 8-oxo-GDP phosphatase activity; 8-oxo-dGDP phosphatase activity
Source: RefSeq, a predicted model, not a curated record